AGUAGUUUGGAAAGGAAGUUGUCACGGUAACCCGGAUGUACACAAAACCACGUGACGGUUCUUUGCACGUGUAGAAGACAGAGAAAGAUCGUUUACAAACAUGUUUGCUGAAGAGGAAUGGACUGAUUCUCCAUUACCAGAUGGAUCAUCUCACACUGUUAAGAUGUCUCCUGCCUCUGGCAAGGAUAAGGUUGUGUGUAAACAAAGUCUUUUGAGAACCUUGCAAACAUUGGGUUCAGUUCCAGACUGGGGAGCUGGGAAUGUUUUUGAGGAUAGUGAAGAGGAGAAAGAUGCCUCCACUACAGUCAAGACGGCAAAAAAGAAAAGGUGCAAAAAGCGUAAAAGAACGUCUAAUGCUGAAAAUGAAGGGAAGCAGCAGGAUAAAGGGGAUUCAUCUGAACCACCUGUGAAUAAGAAGAAGAAGCCAGUAAAGAAGACCGUUAAAGAAACAAAUUCUAAAGUGUCACACGAGUCCAGAAAAGAUAAGAUUGACAAAGGAGUCGGACCUCAAUUGGAGAAAAAUGAAAGUCAAGCAGAAAACAAGCUAAGCAGAAAGCAGUGGAAGAACAAGAUGAAAAACAAAAGAAGGUGCAAGAACAAAUAUGUUCCAAAAACGACAGGUGUUGGUGAUGCCAUUGCAAACGAGGAACCAUUAGUUCAAACACAGGAUGUCAAAGAAUCCAAGAAAGUGAAGAAACAUGACAAGGCAUCCAAAAAAACGAAGAAAGCUCAUAAAAAGAAUGGUAUUUCUUCCAUCACGGACAAUGCUCAAAAUUGCAUAGACUCUAAAACAGAUGAAAUGCCUAGCACGGGAACUAGAAUAGCAGAUAACAAUACAGUCUCGCAUAAAGUGGAAGAUAAAGGGAAACUGGAAGAAGAAAAGUGGAAGAAAGAAAAAUUGCGUCGCAUUUUAAAGUCGCAUUUUCCUGAUGACCGUAAUAAAGCCUCAGAGGAACUAGAAGAACCCAAUGGUACAACAGUAAGUUUGAAAGGCGAUGAAGAGCAAGCGGCUCCUGACCCCUCGACUGCUUUAAGGGCAAAGAUGGAGAAGCGGUUAGAAGCCGCUCGAUUCCGCUACAUCAAUGAGCAGCUUUACACGUCGACCAGCGGUGAGGCCAACCGCAUGUUUCAGCAGGACCCAGAGGCCAUUGCAAUUUACCACAAGGGCUACACGGCACAAGUUCAGCACUGGCCUACAAACCCUGUGGAUUCAAUCAUUUCCUAUAUUUGUAAAAAACCAGCUUCUUUAGUUGUUGCUGACUUCGGCUGUGGAGACUGUAAAAUAGCUCGGAGUGUAAAGAAUAAAGUACAUUCUUUUGAUUUGGCUCCGGUUUGUGAUCUUGCCACUGCAUGUGACAUGGCAAAAGUGCCGCUUCGUGAUUCUACUGUAGAUAUUGCUGUUUUCUGUCUUUCUCUGAUGGGGACAAAUCUGGGAGACUUCUUGGCAGAAGCAAACAGAGUCCUGGUGAUGGGGGGUGUUCUUAAAAUUGCUGAAGUGGCCAGCAGAUUUGAAAAUGAGCAUUUGUUCAUUAGUGCAUUGUCAAGUCUGGGCUUCAAGUUAGUCCAUAAGGACACAGAAAACAGCCACUUCUACUCCUUUGAAUUCAUAAAGACAGGAAAAGCACCUGGGAACGUGAAGAAAGUCGGUCUUCAACUUAAACCUUGUCUGUACAAGAAACGAUAAAUCAACACAAAGGAAGACCAGUCGUCAUUCAAACAGAGACUGUGAAGGGAGUAAAAUCUUAUAACCAAAAUAUCAGACUUGGACUCUACAGGCCCAGAUGUGGAUAAUCCCACUAUAUACUGCAGGGCCACCAGAGGGCGCUACAAAUUCAGUCAGUUUGUGAGCUACAAGUACAAUUGGAACGAAAACAAGAUAGAACACACCAACCAGACUUUUAAAGUAUAUCUCUGUGUAAGUCAGAACAAAGCAACAAUCUUAAAAAGUAGUAAAACAAUAAAAAUGUGCUCAUAAUAUUUAUAAAACAAUGCUACUUAUCGAAGUAAAUCAUAAUGCUCAAAGUAAUACCAAGCUACUUCAAUCUUUUCCUUACAAUCGGUAUUUGUAGUUGAGGAAAAAGAACAACUACAUAUCAAAAAUGUGUAUAUACAGUUGGGUCCAAAACCCUGAGACCACUAAUGAAAUAUUCAUAUUAAAUGAAUAGUUCAUCCAGAAAUAAACAUUUGCAUAAGAUUUACUCAU
Sinocyclocheilus rhinocerous is the source of this 2203-nucleotide messenger RNA. RefSeq names its product ribosomal RNA processing 8 (gene rrp8). Bases 101 to 1684 code for a protein of 527 amino acids. The transcript has 9 exons. Gene Ontology annotation, biological process: regulation of transcription by glucose; rDNA heterochromatin formation; cellular response to glucose starvation. The record is from RefSeq and is a predicted model, not a curated record. Gene Ontology annotation, cellular component: rDNA heterochromatin; nucleolus; chromatin silencing complex. NCBI's taxonomy places the organism in Eukaryota, Metazoa, Chordata, Actinopteri, Cypriniformes, Cyprinidae. Gene Ontology annotation, molecular function: methyltransferase activity.